This is a messenger RNA of Diorhabda carinulata, 5705 nucleotides long. RefSeq lists its product as uncharacterized. Lineage: Eukaryota; Metazoa; Arthropoda; Insecta; Coleoptera; Chrysomelidae. Bases 611 to 5443 code for a protein of 1610 amino acids. The transcript is spliced from 17 exons. The record is from RefSeq and is a predicted model, not a curated record.
AAUUUCAAAACGGGACGCGCCAGCCACCUGACCUUCCACUACUAGCGUCCAUAGAUAAUAACAAAUAAAACAAAUGUAACGAAUGAAGAAUAUGUCAUGCGAAGUACACUCGAUGUUGACUAGUCGACGCGUAGCAAGUGCCAAAGAUUUUUAUCGCUAGUAGAUUUACUGUCGUGAUUAAAGUGUUGUGUUUGCGUUAGUAUAUGAGUGUAGUAACCUAGAGAUGUCUAAGAGAAUGAAAAAGUAUCUUUUCUAGUUUAUUUAUUGCUUCUAGUUACUUAUGAAUAGUUUCCAUAAAUAUAUCUAGAAGUUAUCGUGUAUUGUGACUAUUUAUUAUAAAAAUUGUGGAUUACAGAAUAGAAUUGAGAAGCUUAUGCAUUAUUAUAAUAAUAAUCAGCAUAGUCGUGUCAAUGAUUCACAUAUAUAUAAAAUGAUGAUUAUCAUGUUGGAAAUUGAAUGUAAUAUUACGAAAUCCCAUCUUGUAACAAAUUGAAACGUCUCUUCGUCAGCAAGCCAGUUGAUGUCAAUAGGAUAUUGAUAGCACAUCUGGUGAGCGAGACUAGUGAAGAACUAACCAAUAAAACGGACAAAAUUACUCUUUAUAAGAUCAAUGGAAGUAGUAGCAGCGUCCCCUAACGGGGCUCCUUUUCGCGAUCACGACGUACGAGAAUGGUCAAGGAUCGAUUCCAUCACAGGUGCUCUUGAACGAGCACGUUUGGAAACCGAUCAUUGGUCUGCGAAUACGAUAAAUUCUUCACAUAAGUAUGGAAAGGUAGUGGACUCGAGAGCUCGCACCGAUGCAGACGGUGCGCUCUACCAAAGCGCAAAACGGCAGUUGGAAGUCUUUUCCAGUGAGGUACCUGGGGGACGAUUGCAAGUGGUAAAAACGCACACAGUGUCUACGAGUAAGUGGAGUUCCACGGGAAAUAACAAGGAUUUUGAAAAUCUUCAGCUCACGUUGAAUCCUCUGGAUCUGUCGUCGCAGAAAUCCAAAGCUUCAGUGGGCAGGAGUGCAGCUAGACGUCCUCCUACCCGACAACGGGCAAAAGAAAAUCUCCAGCCUUCGAUAGAUCUCAAUGCCUCACUUCGCAGCGCUCGAAUUACAGCAGCAACAAAUCUCGACCGGGUAUCCAGACUUUGCCAUCAAAUACACGAGUCUGCCGUGAAGCAAGCCUUCGGGAGACGAUCUCCUCGUUUAUCCAUAACCGAUAGAGAAAGCGGAGAUGGCGGAGUCGAAAUUAGCGAAAUAGAAAGUGAUAAUACCAGUAAUAAUAAUGUUAAUGGACACACUAACCUUGUGCGAACUAAAACUAGCAGCAACGACGAUAUUAGUUUAAUACCCGAAAAAGAUACUAACGGCAAUAAGAGUGUCAACGAUCUAGAAGAUUUAGAACAAUUACAAAAUUGGAGAAGGUCUUCGAAGAUUAGAAGAUCAUUGCAUUUUCCAAAAGAAAACAAGCAAACUCAUAGUAAACCUGUAGAUCUACCUGAUAAUUCGGGAAGUGUACGAAAAAUUCGGGAAGAAAUAGAAAAAGGAAGAAGACUGAAUACGGCAUUAAGAAAUAAUAGUGUGGAUUUGGAUGCGUUAGAUCAGAUUUUACAAUCUAUUUCAAGCUCUGGUAGUGAUAAAACGAGUGAAGAUCAAGAAACGGAACUUCCCAAAAAACAAAAAAGAAAUUCUUUUGUUACUGUCGAGUCUAUUCAAGAAAUUAAAGGACGUCUGAGGAAAACUAGUUCACCAACUAGUGAUAUUUAUAAGGAAAACGGUAAAGAUGAAGAUCCCGAUGACGGUAUAGUAACAGAAGAAACAUCAUUAACAACGCAAAGCGAAAUGCCAAUAGUGGAAAACUCUCGAGUGCGAUCCUAUGUCUACGGGAUGGAGACACUGCUCAACAAAAAACCUGGAAUAGGUACUGGUAGUUUAGAAUCCCGUGUGAAAUUAAUACCGACGAAUAAAAAUGAAGACUGGUAUAAUCGUCGAAAAUCAUAUGGAUUCGAAAAAGUCCACCAUCACAACGAUUCACAAAGUUCAAUUUUAUUCAAGACGAAAAAUUUCGUGGAGAGCUCUACGGAUAGUGGAAUUUGCAGAUCUACGGAAAUAGAUGUUCCUACUAAGAAGAAUGGAAACAAGGACAACGAAUACAGCUCCGACGAACAUAACGACUUCGAACAAAAAUAUAAAGAAUUCAAUCACAACAACAAACAUCAACUUGGACAGGUAAAGAGAAUAGCAAAUACAUUUAACCAAGAAGACUCAAUGCCGCCAGCGAAUAAAAAUGAAAAAUGGAAGAAAGACAUUACCGAUUGGUCAAUGUCGCCGACCGAAAUAAAAUCGACAACAAUAACGAUUCCUAUAACGAAAAAUAACAACGUGGUUGAUUUACCGUGGAACGAUACUAACAAAGAACAACUUCGGGACGUAAAAAGACAUUCAAUAGCCGUCGAUGAAUCGAAAUACGUAAUUAGACAUAACGACAAUAGUUUUAGAAGAAUCAGUUUGGCUUUUAAUGAUCAAUCUAGACAUGACGAUGAAGACAACAAUAUGAGAAAAACGAAAAAAGUAGAAUUCUGCAAAACCGAAGUACAUUUUGCAGCCGAAUCUGGUAAGGUUAAUAUUGUGGCCACUGAUGAUAAACCACCUCCUACGCAAAAUUUCAGACGAAGACGUAGAAAUUCCGGUCCUACGAUAGAAGAAUUUAGUAAGAACGGCUUACCAUUAUUGCAUUUUGGAGAUAUGGCUAUCGAAAAGUCACUUUUCAAUAACUCUGAAGACACAGGAUCCGACUCAAUUUACGAAAACCUCCAAUCUCGUUUACCAUCAAGCUACGCACUCGUAACUGUAAAUUCUAACAAUCCAAUAAAUGCCGAUAUAUCUGAAGAAGAAAAAAAAGAACUUACCGAGAACGAAAUUAGAGGUAUUUUGAAGAAUAAGCCUAUAAAACCGAAACCUUAUCAUUUAGGGGAAUCAACAUCUUUUUCUGAAAAUACUUCUGACGAUGAAACUAAAUGGGGAGUUAGAUUGAGACACGUGGAAAAACCUGAAGUGCCAAUUUGGAAAUCUACUGUCACUGUUCACAAUUAUAAUUUUAUGAAUCAAGAGAAAGAAAACGAACCAGAAUUUCAAAAAUUACUCAAGAAUCUACGACCGACUCGAAAAUCUGACUACGCCAGCGACAGCGAUUCUAAAUUUGGAGAAAACAACAUCGAUACUAAUUAUAAUGACAGUAACGGUAGAAUGUCAUCUUGGCCCAACCCUGAAAUAACCGAGCCUUCGAAAGAAGUAAAAGGGAUGGAAAUCAAGGGAUAUUCUACUAAAAUAUGUUUAAGAGAAGGGGAAGCGACUGUUGUGGAAAAUGAAAGUUUCGACGAAGAAAGACAGUCCAUUAGACCAAGAAUUGAGAAUUUGAGGGAAGACUCCAAACACCUUCUCAACAAAAGUCUAGUGGUGCGAAUUGGUAAGGAAGAUUCAGCGCUGAACCAUACGCUAUGCUCGAAAAUGUCAACUACUGAAGAUACAAACAAUACUACAACAACCACGAAAAUCACCAUUGAUCUAUCUCCUUCCCCUUCUACUAAAACAGAUAAGACUUUUUCGUACACCAAGUAUGAACGAUCUCAACCAACCAGUUUCAAAUCUACCUCUUUAAUACUUAACACAAUUAAUCAUAGUAAUAAUGGUAACAUUCAGAAGACUGCAGAGAUUAAAGACAGUAUUCCAAAAGAACUAGAAGCUUUAAAAAAACUUUACGAAGAUGUCCAAAGUGACAGUGAUGCUGAUAAGGAAGUGCAGUUCUUGUUAUCGAGAAUGACCAAGGACAACGGUUUGGAAAACGACUGUAGUAGCGUUUUAAGUGGCAGUUGGAGUAAAAUGAAGACUUACAGGAAUAUGAAUAAUGUUAAGGAAGCGACUACUACUAAACUAAGUGCUAAAAUAGAAAAAGAUUCCUUAGAACUAUCUGAAAACUCGCCUCUUGCCACCAGGAUACAAGAUGGCUCGAUAAAACAACAUAGUACUGUUAAUAUAAUUAGAACCAAUCUCUCGCCAAAUCCUGUAAGGGAAACGCCAGUCUGUAGGCCUGACCUAAAGCCUAGUGAGCAACUUUCUAGUCCUUCGAUAGUAAAUAGAAGUAAAAAUAUAGAAGUAACAAGAAAACCUGAAAACAAAUCUACGGAUUACUUCAAAAUUAACAUAGAAAACAAGAAAAUACAUCCAAGACCAAACGACGGUGUAGUACUGCGAACUCCCAAAAAGUCUGAAAUGACAUAUUUCGGAGUUAACGUCUCUCCUAAACCGGCUAAGAAAAUUUCUCAGGCUGUGAUCCGCAAAGAAAAUAGAUUAUCAGAAAAACCAGAUCUCAUACAGAAAAAAUCCCCAUUACCUAUACGAAAAAUGCCAAAAUCUCCUUCGCCUAUUAGAAGAUUUCAAAAAACUCCGUCACCUACUAUGAUUAAUAAGAAUCCACCUCCAAUUACCAGAAGUGGUAAAAAAAGUCCGGUAAAAGAAGUCUCGGAACCCAUUUAUGAAAACAUUAAAAAUAAGUAUGGAAGAGAAUUUGACAGUAGUAUUUUAGAUGAGCUUACAAAGGCUGCAGAUCAGAUAUUGCAAGCUGUUAAUGGGUACACCGACGAAGAACUUCAUAACAGAUUAUCUUCCGAUGAUGAGGACGACUCGAAGAAGAAGAAAUUAGAAACGAUAUUGGAAACUAAAUCUACUCACCAAAAGACUUCCAUAACCAGACAUAAAGUAUCUGCUAACAAAACAAAAUUAAAACCAAUUUCUCCCUCCUCAUCAAUAGAAAGUUUGAACAAGAAGAGAGUCGCGCCAGAACCUAAGAUGAAGCCCUGUUACGAAAAACAUAGAAGAAGAACUGAAAGAAUUGAAAAAAUGGAAAAAUUAGACCAAAAUUCAACAAAAGCUGCAAAUACAAAAGCUAGACGGCUCCAAAGGGCAAGCAGUAGAGAAGCUCUCCUUAGGUCUAAUGGGUCAUCCUCAGAAGAUCUGCCUACGAAAGUGGAACCACCUAGAAAACCCAGAUUGAUUAAGAAAACUAAAGUGAUGCAAUUAACAGUUAAUAAUGGAAUGGAAUUCAAAAAGAGUUCCAUUAGUAGUGAUGGAAGAAGAAAAGAAGACACUGUGAAUAAAAUCGGAGAGGAGAGAAUACAUAAUAGCUUGCCAGAAAUACGACAUAAGACGGCUGUAUCUUCAAUUAGAAGUACAUCAGAAAAAACUACCAGAGACAGGAUGAAAUACAAAAGUGAAGACCCAAAAAGAAAAAUUCAGCAAAAGAAGGAACCAAUUAAAUCAAUGACUUCUUCAACAAGAUCUGACAGAGAAAAAUCUGCCAAACAACCUUCACAUCUUCAUAAGGAGACGGUGACACAUCGAAUAUCAACAGCGAAUAUCAAAAAGUGUUAUCGCUCUGAAGGAAGUAGUAAACAUUGAUAAGCUGGGUUCACUAUAUUACUCCCAAUAUGCGAAAAUGAAAGUUCCUAAGAAUUUGAAAUUUCAUCAACGAAGUCCAUUGAAGUUUUUUCACUUUUUCGCCUAAAAACUAUUGUAAAUUAAUGCUUUUUAAUGCUUCAUGUUAUUGUUUUAGUCGUGUUAAUUAUUGUUUUUACUUGUAUUUAUUAUUUGAAUAUUAUCUCCAAUAAUUGUGAUUGUAAACUGCUUUUUGGUUUUGUGAUGUUUAUACAAUAAACGUUUA